AUGCUCACUUCACUCCCAUAUACUAUUCUUGAUCAAGUCAUCCAGUUAUUGGACAGAGAUGACGUCGGUAAUUGUCGACAGGUCAACCGAGGCUUACGAAGAUUUAUCGACACAAAUCGACAUCACUAUCCCUUGCCUCCAAUAACUUUAGAAAUUUCGAUUGACGGCAUUUUUCGCACGGGCGUCAAAAUCACCAAAACUUCCGAUUGGACGGGUGCUAAACAAAUCGUGAUACUCUCCCAAAUGCGUGAUCUAAACAUUGACUCUAUGUGGAAAGAGUUUCUACGGAUGGUUGGAAUUGACGAGGGAGAGCUCGAAGACGAGGAAAACGACACCGAUGAAGAAGAAUCUCAACCGGAAGCCGGCCAAUCCGCAGAGCCAAAAAGAAACGCAGGAAAUGCGCUAAUUUUUGCCCAAUUCUUUGGCGAUGAUGACGAUAAGAAGCCGAAAUUAUUGAAUGUUUCAUCAAUUUCAGAUUCAAUCGGAUCGCUUUUUACGGGGAUUUUCUCGCGUUUUUUCGUCACAACACUGAAAAUCAGUGAAGUACCGGAUGAAAUAUUCGCGGGAAUAGUGCUGGCAGAGGUGCAGAAAGUUCGGCAACUCGUUUCUCGACUUGAAAUUGAGAUGCGGGAUUCGCAGGAAAUAGGCUCGAUCCUGGAGUUGAUUUCUUACACUCGACCCUACGAGUUGAAGUUCCAGGCGAUUGAGAUUCGGGACAUAGAAAAGGUUCUCACACUGCCAAUUGUGGCCGAGUGCUCGAGUAUAGAUUUUGACCUGGAUACUGACGACAUUCCGACGGCCACGAGGACCGAGGUUUUUCUGCAGCUUAAAUGCGCUCAUUUGAAUUUGCCAAUCACUACAACCUUGGACUCGACGACGCUGAAUUUUAUUCUAAAGGAAUGGGUGACCAAAAAGCGUGAUUUUAAAGACCUCGAGGCAUGGGAGCUGUUUGGGACGGCGAACUUCGACCCGGCCAUUGUAUUCGAUGGCGUACCAUGCCAAAAAUACACUGCCAGGAGCCCGAGAGCUUCUAUGCCGUCAACAAUAUAUUACAAGAUAUCCCGUGGCUACGAGUUCUUGACAGUGUUCGUCAAGGGAACGGCGCUGUUGAUCAAUCAUCCUAUAGAAUAUAUGUUGUCCAUCGGGGCCAUGUUUCCGGGA
Messenger RNA from Mesorhabditis spiculigera, 1161 nucleotides. NCBI's taxonomy places the organism in Eukaryota, Metazoa, Nematoda, Chromadorea, Rhabditida, Rhabditidae. The record is from the annotation of a GenBank genome assembly.